Molecule: messenger RNA, 5544 nt
Organism: Labeo rohita (rohu)
Lineage: Eukaryota; Metazoa; Chordata; Actinopteri; Cypriniformes; Cyprinidae
Gene: nhsl3
Product: KIAA1522 ortholog
Exons: 7
Coding region: 628-4725 (1365 amino acids)
Biological process (GO): cell differentiation
Source: RefSeq, a predicted model, not a curated record
CAUGAUGCUCGUAAGUAAUAAGCUUUUUACAAUUUUACUUUGGACAUUUCUUAAAGUUUCAUAAGAUUCACCCACCUACUGUUUAGGAAAACAUUUCUUUGAUGGAGUCAUAGGGAUUUAGUGGAUAAAGGCAAAGGAAAUAAAAGCAGGCAUCCGUGUAAACGGAGAUAUGAACUGCCUUAAGGCGAGAUCUAUAAAACACAGAGGAAAGAGUGAGAAACAAUACAGGCUAUACUCAAAUAUGUGAGUUAAACUGCAUCCAUUACACAAGUGCGAGUGCCUUAAUAUGUGUUUGUGUGUGUAUACAAACAUGAGUGGCUGAAGCAAGCAUAUAUCCCUCCUUCCUCACAUUCCAAGUGGCUAGAGUGAGCUGUGACUGAUCAUCGCUGAGAGCGGUGUGGUCUGAACAACAGAGGCAAGGAGGGAGGGUCUCACACACAGAAUCACACGCACAGCAGAGAGCGGGACAUCUCUGUCUCUGCUGCUGCAGCUGGAGCGCUGAGCGGGAACAGGAAUAUACAGGCAUUAGGAGCAGAAGGGAGAGAGAAAGCGGGGAAGCAAGGGUCCAUAUGUGGCAGUCCGGUGGGUUUGGAGAGUCUAGAGCUGGUGGGGCAUGAGAUCAGUGUCAUGGGGAACUCCAACAGCAAGAAGAAAACCCAGGCUAACCUUAUCAGCAGUCAGCGUGCUAGCAGAGUAAAGUCCAUCUGGCACUUUAAACAUGUGGAUAAAUUCAAAACAGCAGGCCAAAAGCAAAACGAGCCAAGCAAGCUGACUGUACACUACACAGCCUCCCAGCACUACCAGGAGAAUGUGUUCAUAGAGGGAAGCAGACCACAGUACCUGGAAGACCUGCACACUGAGGCCCAGGAAGGACUGAAGAUACUACAACAGGAGGAGAACAAAAAUGGAGUGGACUUUCAGGAUGAUCAGACUGUGCCAGAGGAAGACACAAGCUCAAAAGGAAGGGAUGAAUCACUCGAGACUGAUAGCACUGCUGGACACUCUUUCAUUUCAGUGUCGACCGUCUCAGCAGUCUCCUCACGUCCAGUGCUAACACGUCAAGGUUCCACGUUUAAGCCCUUGAACCCAGUUAAACGACUGGAUAAGACCAAGAGGAGAAGCAGAAGAACAACUAUAAUGGGCAUACCACAGCAAGUCCAACGAGAACUGGAUAUGGCAAGAGGAACGACACUGCAGCAGCGUCCAAAUGGAGAACAUGACAUGACAGAUUCCCCUGGCAGAGUUGUCAUUCCAACAAUUGAUGGAGAGCUCCCUUCAGUAAAUCACAAAGGGGCUCGUGUACACCUGCAAAACAUUGAGGCUCUUCAGACGUCAAGAGAUGAGGAAUUUCUAAUAAACCACAUCCAUUGUGUCUACCAAGAUGAGUUAAACCGAAAGCUUGGGAUAGGAGCAUGCCCUACACAGAGGCCAAAGUCUCUUGCUGUCCCGGGGAUGACCACUUCUUCUUUCCUGCAUGAGCCUCAAGGUCCCGUCAUGUCUAUUUCACCACAGGCAACUUAUUUAUCUAAGAUUAUUCCAAAUGCAGUUCUGCCAGCUGCAAUAGACAUCAUUGAAAUUAACCAUGAUCACAGCCGGCGCAGUACAAGUACAGUUAGCAAGAGUAGUUUAGCAUCAGCUAGUCCAGCUUCUUCACGAUCUGGAGGUGGCACAAAUCAAGAUCCAACUACUGCUAGCACCAACAGGAGCCCUUCACAAUCAUCUGAGACUAUUGUCUCCAACUCCUCCACAGUUUCUUCAAAAGCAAAGUGUCUACCAACAUUUGUUGCUGAGAGCACCAAAGAAGUUUUAGAUUUAAUCCCAAAGGAUGCAAGCGUUACAAGCUCAAGCAGUUGUAAAAGCUCUAACAGUAAUGGUACAAAUCAAAGACUGGAUAACAGGGAGAUGGGUGAAGCAGGGGAAAAUGUCAGAAACAGCCAUUCAUUCUCUCGUAGUCUCUCUGUAAUGAAGACAAAAUUGCCACCAGCACCACCUCAGAGAACGUAUUCCCUGCACCAUGAAAAACUUCAAGGGAAGCGAAGAUCAAGGGAACUGGCAGCAACCGAUGGGCAAACAGGUAGAGAUCCUAGCAGUCCAAAAGAACAUCAGUCCAACAAUAAUGAGAAGGGUUCUGUCCAUUCUUCAGUGCUCAACUCAUCAAGGGAUUUCCAGUCAUCUGUGAAAUCCAGUCCACUUAGUCCUGAUCAAGCCUUUAAUGGAAGUCGUGUUGGAUUAGGUCACUCAUCCCCGCAGAAAACUGGAGAAGAAUCUGGUGAAAACAAAUUUGAUAGGACUUUGUCUCCUUCGAGUGGAUACUCCAGCCAAAGUGGGACACCUACACAUUCUCCUAAAGAGGUCAGUCCAUCCUCACCUGGAAAGAGAAGAGUUAAGCCUUCAAAGCCUGAGAGAACGGGUGUACGGACCUCACCGGUGGUUUCGGUCUCUUCAUCAAUGACAUCUCUAUCUUCGGUCACAUCAGACACGGCACAUCAUGACAUUCAAACCAACAAAACUCCAUCAGAGCCAUUAAAGUGCUCUCCACCUGUUACAACAGUGAAAAACAAGGUGACACCAACACACCCAACUACUGCCCUUAGGGAACUUUUCAACAUUCCGCCUCCACCCAAAGUAAAAGCCCCAACUGCCCCACCCCCUGAAACCUGGGUUCACAAUAAACACACACUUGAACUAUUAUGUGGCCCAGGUCCGAACCCCAACAGGUUACAUCAGCUUCAAAAGCAGCAGAAAGAGUCAUUAAUAGGUACAAAUCAAAACACAAAUUCAAUACAAAUCAGUAAACAAACAAUCCCGAAGACACAGAUAACAGAAGAAAUGAAGUCAGGGACCCAACUGGAGAACAAAGAAGCUGUAAAAGAACAAAACGAGUCCAUGUCAACACAAAUGGUAGCAGACCCUCCAGAUUUAAGGCAUAACGGAAGCUCAACAUUACACAAUGAGCUAAAUGAACUAGAAAGUACAGAGGUCAACCAGAACAGUCAUACACAAGAUCAGGAGGACAAAGGAAGCCACAUACUCCCUACAACGAAGGUACCAACUAUCAAAGUUGAUCAAAGUAUGCUGUUACAAACAAACUGUGAAGUCAAAACAAAUCCUGAAAUUGUGAGCACAACGUGCUCCCCAAGGAAUGACAAAACCAGUGAGGAGAACGAAGGAAAGCACAUUGUUAAGGACAUUUCCAGUCAUAAACAAUUGCAAACUCUUGGCAUAGAAGUACCGGAGGUCAAUGGUAUUUCUCCUCCUCCUUCUCCACCUCCAGAACACCAACCCCCACCACCACCUACUAAAAAGACAUCAGCUGCCUCAGUGUCUGUACCACCAUCUGACAAAGAAAAACGGAGGCAAGAAACAGAGGAACAGGUGUCUCUCCUGGAGUCCUCUUGGCCUCCACCACCGCCUCCAAUGGAAGAGUCUACUGACUUGAUGUUUGAGGAACAAGAUGAACUUGACUUCCCUCCACCACCUCCCUCUAUCCAUGAACCCCUUUCAGAGGUAUCUGCCAGUUGCCAUGAAGAGUCAUGUGAACAGCAAGACAAAGAAUUGAGGUCCUCAGAUAUGGACAGCAGUCCAAACCAAGACUCCAAAAUAGAUACUGUUUUGCCAACAAGAACUGUACAAAAUGAUAUGGAGGAGAGGCAACAAGAUAAGCCUUGUAACAACAUCUCACACUCCUCUGUGGAUGAAGGUGGCAUGGAAAACACAACUGUUGCCCCUCCUAAAACGUCCUCUAUUUUACCAGAAGAACUUGUACAAGGGGAGAAAAUACCAAGUUUGUCCGCACAAGAUUCAGAGCAAACAUCACUUGAUACUCAAGGAGAUUCCACUCCCCUUGCACCUCCUCUUCCAGUGGAAGACCAGUCCACUGGUAACUUCCGAAGGCAACUGAGCCUCGUAAACAAAGAUAACCGGAGCAAAGAACUGCUUUGUCGCCACAAAAGCACACCUAUCCCAAAAGAGGAUGCCAACAUUCCCCUUGUCACACCUUCCUUGCUUCAAAUGGUGCGGCUAAGAUCUGUAAAUGCAGGUGAAGAUCAAGCUGAUAGUAAACCAAGUACUGAGGCCACAACAAAUGAGGAUCUCAGUAUUGCUAGUCAAGCAACUCCACAAAAGCCUAUUCGCAAAUCCUUGAGCCUAAAGUCCAACUCACCUGCUAAGUCAUCUCCUGCUCCAGCCACAGUUCAAUCCAUGCGCCUUCAAGAGGCCAUACGUAUGAAGACCGCUGCGAUGUCCUCCAGUGCAGUUACUGCAGUACUCAAUCCACGCUUAUCCUCAACUGGUAGUGCUAGUUCACCGGUGCCAUCCCCUGGCUGUGACCUACUCAAGUCCCCUGCAUCUACAGCCAGUUUUAUCUUCUCCAAAAGCACAAAGAAAGUUGUGAUUGAAACACCUAGCUCUCCUGAGGUCCAAGCAAGCCUCAAGCAAAGUCUUGCAGCUGAGAUAAUGCAGGUUUCCGACCAAGCCAAGACAAUGAUUACAAAUGGAACAAAAAAGCCAAUUAAGGUGCCGCCACCUGUUGCUAAGAAACCAGUGCAUGGAACAAAUCCUCCCAACAAGAUAGAGAACGCAACACCGGAUAAGACUGAGAUCUUGACGCAUAAACAAAUAACAAGGGUUGAAGUUAAUGGGCAAAGUGAUCAAGUGCAUCCUGCUGGUCAGCGAGCACAAUCAUUAGGAAGCCAGAAGCAAAGAAGUUCAGAGACUGCAUGUUGAAGAGUCACAGUGCAUGAGUUGAGUUUUGACUGGACUGUUUAGUCACAGUUUGGCAGAGAUGAAAGGACAAAGCAAGUGAUGAAAGCCCAAGAAAGUUCUUGUUCAAGGAUCCAUGGAUACCACAACUGUCUUAAAAGCCUUAGCCUGGAGAAAUGGCCUUCAAAUGUAUGCAAAAAGCUUUUCCCAAUCUGUUUUAUAUAGCUUUAUUACAGCUUUCAAGUAUUUUUCUAAAUGACUUUGUCUGCUCUGGGAGAAGUCACUUUUAGUUUAUUGUGGACUUUUAAAAGCUAAUGACUGCAAGAUUAAACUGACAUCUAGUGGUCACUAGUGGUAGUAAUCACUGCUUGGCGCAAAAACAUGUCAUAACCUGUGUUGUAAUUUUUUUGACAUAUCCAAAUAUGUCCAAGCACAUAGAUUGAUUACUAGCUUUUAAUGACAGAAGUUGAUUUUACUAACAGUUUUGAAAGUUUCAGUGCUACUGCAAUCAACUUUCAGAAUUUGCUUUUAGCAAAUGUGUAAUUAUACAUGUACAGAACUAUCUGUUACCUUUUUGCAGUUAUGCUGACAAUGGCUGAAACGUAUACACAUAAAACCUUUACAUAUUUACUUUUCAUUAGAUUAAAGCACUUUUUAAGCUAAAUGCUGCAUUUCUUUUCAAACCAGCAAACAGGUAAGAGUAUUGACUGAUGGUCCCUCUAAAAUCGAUGUAAAAAUAUACAUACACAAAUAAUUUAGUAGCUAUUUACUUCAAGGGAGGAGUGAACAGAAUUACUACACUGUUUUAAAAAUAAAUAUGCAUUAAAGAUAUUUAUAGAUUUA